This is a messenger RNA of Oncorhynchus mykiss (rainbow trout), 2788 nucleotides long. RefSeq names its product protein ERGIC-53. Gene Ontology annotation, molecular function: D-mannose binding. NCBI's taxonomy places the organism in Eukaryota, Metazoa, Chordata, Actinopteri, Salmoniformes, Salmonidae. The record is from RefSeq and is a predicted model, not a curated record. Gene Ontology annotation, cellular component: Golgi membrane; endoplasmic reticulum membrane; COPII-coated ER to Golgi transport vesicle. Gene Ontology annotation, biological process: endoplasmic reticulum to Golgi vesicle-mediated transport.
AUUCACGUCACCCUCUCUGUUUCAAUGCUACGUAAGCAGUGAUACCAAAAGAUGGCGGUGUCCAUAGGAAGGUGUCUGGCUGCUGAUGCUUGUUUAUUAAUAUUAGCUUUAACAUUUCACCACAGUAAUGCCGAUAAUAUCGUUGCAUCGACUGAAGAAGCUCCACACCGUCGAUUUGAAUACAAGUACAGUUUCAAGGGACCGCACCUGUCUCAAACCGACGGGAUUAUUCCUUUUUGGGUGCACAGUGGAAAUGCCAUCCCCAGUGCCGACCAGGUCCGUAUCACCCCCUCUCUCAGGAGUCAGAAGGGCUCAGUCUGGGCCAAAAACACGGUCAACUUUGACCACUGGGAGGCUGAGGUGACCUUUCGUGUGUCUGGACGGGGGAGGAUGGGAGCCGACGGCCUCGCGAUAUGGUUCACCACUGCACAAGGCCUAGAUGGUCCUGUCUAUGGAGCUGCUGACAACUGGAACGGCAUCGGAAUCUUCUUUGAUUCCUUUGACAACGAUGGGAAGAAAAAUAACCCUGCUGUGCUGGUGGUGGGAAACAACGGCAAACUUGUUUAUGAUCACCCAAACGAUGGCACGACUCAAGCCCUGGGAACAUGCUUAAGAGACUUUCGUAAUAAACCCUAUCCUGUCAGAGCCAAAAUAACAUACUACAAGAAGACACUAACGGUGCUGAUCAACAAUGGUUUCACACCAGAUAAGGAAGACUAUGAGUUCUGUACCAAGGUGGACAACAUGAUCAUUCCUCAGGAGGGCUACUUUGGCAUCUCAGCUGCCACGGGUGGUCUAGCAGAUGACCAUGAUGUCCUGUCCUUCUUGACGUUCAGACUAUCAGAACCUGGCCAAGAACUGCCUGCACCUGAAGCAGAGAUGCCCAAGGAGGAGCAGGACAAGUACCAGGAGGAAUUUGAGAACUUUCAGCAGGAGCUGGACAAAAAGAAAGAGGACUAUCAGAAGGAGCAUCCGGAAGUCCAGAGAGAACCCAUUGAGGACAUGUACGAGAGUGUCAACGACAGGGAGAUCCACCAGGUGUUUGAGGGUCAGAACCAGAUCCACCUGGAGAUCAAACAGCUUCACCGUCAGCUGGCCAUGAUCCUCGACGAACAGAACCGCUAUGUUUCUGUGGUUACAGACGAGUUAUCCAAACGCCAAGUGGAGUUGGUGGGACAGGCUCCUAGUCAAGAAAUGGGUGCAGUGGUCGCAACACAACAGGAGAUACUGAGAAACCUGAACGAGUUGAGAAACUCUUUCCAUGAGUCUCUGAAGCAGAUCGGCGCCACUCAGCACCAAGCCAACCCAGUGAGCAUGGGGACAUAUAAGACGGUGCAACACUUCAGCGAAAUCCAGGAACAUCUACACGUGGUCAAGAGGAACAUCGAACACCUUAUCACACGCAAUGGGAGCCCCAGUGAAAAUCAGGGAGAGAAAUGCCCUGACUCUCCUAAAAUGCCUUCCUGUCUGGGUACUAUUCACUUCUUGGUCUUUGUGGUCAUCCAAUCAGUCCUGUUCUUCAGCUACAUCGUGUACAAGAGUCAACAAGAAGCAGCAGCAAAGAAAUUCUUUUGAGGAAACAUUAUCAUCGAUAUCAUGAUAUGUAAAUGAGGGACUGUUAAUUUUGCUGUUUUAUGUUUUUGAAUUUGUAAAUUAUUGUACUCAAAUGAGAUUUUGUUUGAGAAGUUUCUUUUUUUUUUAUUUGAUCUGAUAUUUUUAAUGUGGUAUGUGAAUGAAUGAGCGAGUGGGAAAUGUUAAGAUUCCAAAUAUGGCAAAAUACUGUACAGAAUAUAUUACAAGUCAUUGGAUGAUAUUAGAUUUUUUUAUUUAUUUUUGACAAGUGCCCACCCCCAGAAGACAGACAAACCACUGUCUGCCAAUUCACAUAGUUUGGAAAACUGUGAAUUUAAUAAAUGCGCAAUUUUGUAUUAAUGCUGCUAUGUUGAAUUAAACCCAGUGGGUGUCUUCUUGAGUGGUUGUAACAUGCCAAAAGACUGACUUUGUCUUUCUUCUCGAGCAAUUUACAUAAGCUGCAAAAUGCCAGUUUAUUUUUUGUUUUUCUCUUUCUUGUUCCUGAAUGUUAUCUUGUUUACAUAUUGGUGCUCUUCUAUUAAAAAGUAGCCGAAUAGUACAAUUUUUACCUGAAAGUUUAGUAUUGGUAGCAUGAUCAGAGAUCUGUUUUGGUUGUCUUUUCACUCGCGAAAUGUGACAUUGUGUUUGUGCCAUCUUGCACCUUGUAACUCAUCUGGGACCAGGCUAUCAUCCUGGCUUUUUUGAUCAGGAACUCUUUGAGACAUUAGCUAAAUGCUUGACUUAGUGCUUAGUCUGGUCAAGGAUUGGUCUGAGAAAGUGACUACAGUGUGAGGCACGGUAGGCUGGUGUCCAGCUAUAAUAUUCUGACAGGACAGAAAACAUGCUGGACACAUGCUCAACCUUAGUGAUAAGAGAACAACACGUGUAUGUCGCCUAGAUAUUGGAGUAGUAUCUACAGUAUCUACUAUCUAUUAGUAUCUACAACUAAUAAUGUGAUUUAAACCUGUAUUUAAAUACUUUUGGCUUUGAAUCCAACACAUUAACACCUAACAUUUCUGGUGUCUAGUACAUCCUUGAAACUUUUUUUUAACCUUUAUCCAUGAAGUCCAAUUGAUGUCAGAAUACAAUGCAUGUCUUUUACAAGGGAGACUUGGAAAUGUCACUGAUUUUCGCUUGGAUCUGAGACCAGGGGUUUUUCACGAAGCAGGGUCCAUGAUUCCACUCGCUAACUUAUUCAAAAAAAUGUGACUUUAAA